Anopheles marshallii is the source of this 1005-nucleotide messenger RNA. Its product is annotated as zwei Ig domain protein zig-8-like. The transcript has 7 exons. The record is from RefSeq and is a predicted model, not a curated record. Gene Ontology annotation, biological process: synapse organization. Lineage: Eukaryota; Metazoa; Arthropoda; Insecta; Diptera; Culicidae. The coding region runs from base 1 to 1005 and encodes 334 amino acids. Gene Ontology annotation, cellular component: neuron projection membrane.
AUGGCUAGCUGGCGCUGUCAACAUGGGAUAAAUAUGCUGUUUCUUUUUAUCGUGCAUUUGAAUCAUGGCAUCACAAAGUCACUGCAGACCUUCUCGGAAGAACAGUUCUUGCUGGAGCUGAGUGACGAUCGGAGUAGCUCACAGGGAACUCAUCCCACGGUGCGUAGUAGGCCACCGUACCUUGGCAACCUGCACCUUGGCUUUCACCAGCCACACCACCCGGCACCGGAAGCGAGUGAGAACGAAAUUUACGACUCGGACGAAAGUAAUCUGCUCCGGACGCCGCUCGACCGUGGGCCACACUUUGAUUUGUCCGCCUCGAAGAACAUUACAGCACUGGUCGGGAAGACGGCCUAUCUCAACUGCCGGGUGAAAAACAUCGGCAACAAAACGGUGUCCUGGGUGCGGCAUCGUGACAUUCAUCUGUUAACCGUAGGUAGAUUCACCUAUACAUCCGACCAGCGUUUCCAAGCUGUACAUAAUCCCCAAACAGACGAUUGGUCACUACAAAUUAGAUACCCACAGAAGCGAGACACUGGCGUGUACGAGUGCCAGAUCUCGACUACGCCACCGGUCGGACAUUCGAUGUUCCUCUCCGUAGUAGAACCAAUCACCACGAUCGUUGGUGUACCGGAUCUGUAUAUCAACACGGGCUCAACUGUAAAUUUAACCUGUAUAGUGCGGAACUCACCCGAACCUCCCUCAACUAUUAUUUGGACACACAACAAUCAGGAGAUCAACUACGAUUCGCCCCGGGGUGGUGUGUCGGUCAUAACGGAAAAGGGUGAAACGACGACAUCCUACCUGCUAAUACAGCGCGCCCGUACGACUGACACCGGGAAGUACGUCUGCUCACCGUCGAAUGCCGACCCUUCCACGAUUAACGUGCACAUUCUUAAUGGGGAACAUCCGGCAGCCAUGCAGCAUGGCGGUCAGCUGCGGAUAGGAGAUCCACUGAACGUGUUCGUCCUCUGGCUGAUUAGCUUUCUACUCGGACGGCGAUGA